This is a messenger RNA of Fonsecaea multimorphosa CBS 102226, 2148 nucleotides long. RefSeq lists its product as uncharacterized. Lineage: Eukaryota; Fungi; Ascomycota; Eurotiomycetes; Chaetothyriales; Herpotrichiellaceae. The transcript is spliced from 2 exons. Bases 1 to 2148 code for a protein of 715 amino acids. The record is from RefSeq and is a predicted model, not a curated record. Gene Ontology annotation, biological process: proteolysis. Gene Ontology annotation, molecular function: serine-type peptidase activity.
AUGGCCUAUGCCUGUCUACAAUCAGUUCCGUUGGUCAAGCAAGAUACACUCGAUGUCCUCACUGGGCUCAAGGCUUUAGUGCAGUGGCAGAGCACUCUGCUCUGGGUCAAGAAUCCACCCGCAAAUUGGCCAUUCCCUCCUGUCGAUCUGGUGGGAGGACUGCAAGACCUUACCCAAAAGGUGGAAGAUGGAACCAUCACCCAGGAAAUUGACUUCGAAACCCAGUUGGUCGAUUUGAUAACUUCAGUACGCGAUGGGCACUUCACCUACGUGCCAGACGCCUACUCUGUCUUCCAAUACGCCAACGCGCAACUGCCUAUAGUUUCCGUCUCGGCCGAUGGCAAACAGCUGCCAGAAAUCUAUGCGGCCUUUGACCUGCUGGCCCAAUAUACAGGAGACGCAGAGGGAUGGGCCCCUUCUCCAAUCGUGAAGAUCAACGGGACAGACCCGGUUUCCUUGCUGAGCAAAUUGGCCUUCAACGGUACCUUGACUCAUCAGGACUUGGACGCUUUGUACAACCGUGAAUUUUUCACCCCUUUCGCAUCUGGCGGCCAGGGUGAAUUCAGCACCCCUUCGAUGAGUCGGUACUCGGGCUCGUCGAUCGCGGUUGAGUUCAAGAAUGGGAGCCAAGCUUCUUUCCCCAUACUUGCAUAUUUGACCUAUGAUUUUACAAACGUGGUCGAUGGCGAGAGUUUCUACCAGACCUUCUGCAAUGCCACGGUGAAGGCCAUGGCAUCAGCGAGUGCGUCUUCAGCACCUACCGCCCAGCCGACCGCGACCCCAGCCGCCGAUCCAAACACCCUUUGGCCGUUUUACCCUUCAGCCGCUGUGAUCAGUUCCGACGGGCAGGUAGCUGGCUACUUCCUGGAUGACGCACCAAGUGUCGCUAUUUUGGCCGUCCACAGCAUGUCUGAAACCGCACAGCUUUCGGUGCAGCAAACUGUGGCCCGGUUUCUACAACAAUGCCGGCAAGCUAAUAAAACCCAUCUCAUUGUGGAUCUCACCCAGAACCCUGGGGGCACGGUUGGGUUAGCCUACGACAUCUUCAAGCAAUUGUUCCCAUCAAUUCAGCCAUAUCUGGGGGCCCAAUUACGGGCACAGGAACAGGCAAAUAUCCUCGGGCAGUUCUACACUACCGCACUUCAGCAGGCCGAACAGGAAAACGACAUCGACUUGAGCAACGACGUAAUCCUCCAAGGUAUAUACUCUGCGUUCGAUGCCACGUCAAUUUACAACGAUAGUGGUCUGCCUUUCCCGUCGUGGGCAGAUUAUUUUGGUCCUGUCCAGGUGCACGGGGACAAUUUCGCGCACCAGUAUCAGUUGAACCUUUCAAAUGCUGGCUAUGAUGAAGCGACCGCCGGCAUCGUCCCCUUUGGCUAUGCCAACAACUCCAAGGUUGCGCCCCAGCCUUUCCUCCCCGAGAACAUUAUUACUUUUACGGACGGAUUUUGUGCGUCGGCAUGCACAAUCCUCGCGCAUCUGUUGAAAUACCAAGGCAAGGUCAAGUCAAUUGUGGCCGGAGGUCGACCACAAACUGGGCCAAUGCAGGCCAUUGGAGGUGUCAAGGGUUGCGAAGUACAACCUUUACUUGGCCUCAUGGGAAAUGUGGACACAUUUUACCAGAAUGCUUCGGCGGAAGCGAUCUCGGCGGCGAAUCAGACGGAACUGAAAGACCUGGCAGACCAAGGCAAUACGCUUAUGCUUCGGCAGGAUCCAACGAAUGGGAUAGUUAAUGUCAACCUCCUCAAUGCGAUUGCUCAGUAUGAUGAGUCGCAGACGCCGCUCCAGUUUGUCUACGAGGCUGCGGACUGCAGGCUGUGGUUUCAGCCCGGUCAUCUGUUCGACGUUACCGCGAUGUGGAGCUUGGUUGCAGAGCAAGCGUUUGCACUGAAUGGUACAGAGAAGUUCUCGUUGUGUGUUCCCGGCAGCACGAACCAGCCCAGCAGCUUGAGCGGCAACCAGACGCUAUUCCAAGGGGGCCAGCCAUCCAAUGUCACGGGGUACAACCCAGAAGGACAAGAGGCCGCGCAGAGCACGUCGGAGCAGAAUGCUUCUGCGUCGCUGACGUUUGCGGCUGGAAGCCUGUCAAGCAUGGCCUUGGGGAUCUUUUUGGCUGUGAUUGCAGCGUCGGCCAACUUGAUUAUCUAG